AUGGCGGUCUGCGGUGGCGGUUUGCGGUGGCGGUCUGCGGUGGCGGUUCUCGGUGGCGGUCUGCGGUGGCAGUCUGCGGUGGCAGUCCGCGGUGGCGGUCUGCAGUGGCGAUUUGCGGUGACGGUCUGCGGUGGCAGUCUGCGGUGGCAGUUUGCAGUGACGCGGUUUGCGGUGGCGACCUGCGGUGGCGGUCUGCGGUGGCAGUCUGCGGUGGCGGUCUGCAGUGGCGGUCUGCGGUGGCGGUCUGCGGUGGCGGCCUACG
This is a messenger RNA of Prorocentrum cordatum, 262 nucleotides long. Lineage: Eukaryota; Dinophyceae; Prorocentrales; Prorocentraceae. The record is from the annotation of a GenBank genome assembly.